GUUCCAUUUGCGAUGAGCGCGGCAGUCCGAUCGGUAUGUCUGGUUCCGUCAGGGCUGCUCAAUUUUGAAGGCAAAAUCAUGCCCAAUGCGCACACAUUCGCCGACGACGUCGACACUGUCGGCGGCGACCGCGAGUUGAUUGUGGGUUCCAUGUCGGGCAAACUGGCGAUAUUCAAGGGUCUGUCGUCGUGCGACAGCGCAUGCACGUACACUGUGGACGGCUGCAUCACGUCCAUCGUCACACAACCGAUUGCGGCAUCGAUGGCCCAUCCUUCCCCUGACGACGAACCCCCGACGACAACUUCCCCAGCUACCGUCUCGUCCGUGAUGUCUCUGUUGAUUCUCGUCAUGACCGCGGAAGGCACGUGCUUUGUCUUGCGCCGCGCCGUCGAGUCAAGUCUCGGCACCCUGACGUUGCACAUGCACACGCAAUUUGCCAUCCCGUUGAACGUGAGCGCAGCCGCCAUGUUGGGUCCGUCGCUGCUUGUGCUGGGUACUCGGGACUCGACUGUUCAUUUCGUGGACAUUUCAAACGUGGAGGCUGCCAAGGAAGUCCACACACACCACCUUCCUGGCGAAGUGGAAUCGUUCCUUCCAAGCCAGCACAACUCCGUCGACACUGUCCAAGACAACAAUCGCUCGUCCUCACCUGAUAUGUCAUCCCCUGACGAUCCAGACAUCGAACACUCGCUGCUCGUCUGUUUGCACACGGGGGAUGUCCUCCAUGUAACCCCCUCGUCGUCGAUGGUGCUCGAGCAUGGCGACAGUUUGCAGUGCGGUCGCGCGUACGUGCUGAGUGGGGUCAAAGCCAAAGACGUGGCGUCCUCGUGCGAUGCGUUCGGGUACUUUGACGGCCACGUCAAGCUCAAAGAUGCUGGCACGGGCCAGCUCCGGUGGAGUAUUCAGCUGCCCGAUGCGUUGCUGACCAUGGCGACAAUCAACUUGUUUCAAGAUGGAGACGAAGAAGUGAUGCUGUGUUGCUGGAAUGGAGACGUGUUUAUUGUCAACACGGCCGGGUCGCAGCUCAAGUUUACGAUUCCGUUUAGCAUUUCCGCCUUCUUUUCAGGGUCGUUUGUGUCGGCGACCGACAGGGGCGGCGGCGACGUCUUGUUUUGCGCGACAACGUCGGGCGGGAUUCUGUAUUACGUUGGGAUGGGCCAGUCCAUUCGACACAUUCGGCACGACAGUGUGAUGGACGAGAUCAAGCACUCGUCGUUGUAUGCGCUUAUUGACACCCCAUCGAAACGCCGAGCGGUCCUCGCGACCCUGCAGCGACGGUGGCAACAACCCCAUGCCGCUGCGUUUGACUCCACCGACGCGCCGACGCUGCAACAGUGCAUUCGCGCAUGUGUGUACGCGUCCAACUCGAUCUUUUCUGCGCCCCCCCCUCUUCCUACCACCCCCCCCCUUCCUGCCGACCCCCCCGUGGACGGUGGCGCCGACAUAAUUACCACCCACAACGAACACCAUAACGUGGACGAAAGCAAGGCAGACCACUAUCAUGUGACGGAGCAAGGGAACGAGAGCGACUACUUGCAAGAACCUUCUAUGGACGUCCAAACAGUGCCAAUCACUCAUACGAUCCCGUCGUCGACAGAGGUUGUUGACGGUGAAGACCAACCAAAGCAAGAGGUGGUUGCGAUGAUCGACGUAGUUGUGACCCCACCCAGCAACGCUCCAAAUGACAACAUCACCCCCACCCUCAGCGAUGCAGAUUACUCCGAGGAGAACGCACCCCCCUCCGUGGUUGCUUCGACGAUUGGCGACGUUGUCGUUGCCCCAGCCGCACCACCGUCCUCUCCGCUACACUCGACCAACGUGCCACACUUAAGGACCUUUGACGGAGGAGCCGACGAGGCUGCCGUGACGGACACGCCGGCGGCGAGCAGUUCGCCAGGGCCGACGAGUCGCCGCCGUCGCAAGAACAGCGACGCUUGACACGCAACUUGAUACUAGUAUGCGUUAGUCAAAUUAAAGUGUUAAUAUAUGGUGUCGGCCAACGUCACAACGUCUUGGACGGUCUUGGGGGCUUGCAUGAGUAGGCGGCACACAAACUGCUUGGUCAAGUCGAGCGGCGACGGCUGAAAGCUGCGAUCGCGGGUACUAGUACUACUAGUACUAGUGCUACUAGCUCCCUUGCCUUGUUGGCGCCAAAACGUAUGGUGGGCGUGAAACGCAACGGAAAACAGUUCGUACCACCCGAUAGGGUCUUCAAACACUUUCCAGUACACUUCGUCGCGUUCGAGGAACCGCCCCGAGUCCAAAUCUAGCACCUCCACCAGGAUCGACACGACCUGCAGCCCCUCUGUCGCAUACGCGUACCCGCCGCGUCGCAUCUCGUCCGACGCACUGCGGUGGACGUCCGUGAAGAACGCCAGCGCAUGCAACGCCAGCACCCCGUGUGCCUUGAAGGUAGCGCCGGGGUCGUCGGACGGAAACCCCCCUUCGUCCACCCACACAGGCGACGUCCUCGCGAACGGCCGACCAGAGUCGCCAACGACCGCGCCCCACAACCGCCGGAUCUGGUCCAUGUGGUCGCGGUUCGAGUCGGAAAAAGGCGUGCGGGACAGCGCCGAGGCCGCGGCCAAGUUUUGCAACGCCGCUGCAGUCGGCUUCUCGGCGCCGGAUUGAGAGCCAAAGUACCGCCCCGCCGUGAACUCGACGGUUUCCCACACCUUGGCGGUGGUUUUGUUGAGGUGGUGCUUGGUGUUCUUCCACAGCGCGUUGAGUUGCGGGGCGGCGGAAGAUGAUUGCUGCUGAGGUUGCUUGUUGGAGCCCUUGGACGAGCGUUCGUGGUCGCCAGAGCACGCGCUGUCGUCAUAGGACUCGCGAAAACUCCGCUGGAACGACUCGAGCUCGUUGGUGUUGUCCACCUGCGAGCUAUAUACCGGGUACUCUUCUGGCGUCGACGACACUUGCAGUACCUUCAAUAGCGCGUCGAUUGGAAUGACUGUAGACUCAUCCACAAGGUCACGCCAUACGUAGUUGCCGCCGGACGUGACUUCCUGGAGGCGGAAGUGGAAGCGGCCUUCAAACGGGAAAUGGCUGCGCACGACUUGGAGGGUCGGGGCCGGCUCCACUGGGAGCAAGACGCUGAACGGCUCGUCGUCUUCGGCGCCACAGAACACGAAGCGGCAUUGACGCAUCUCAAACGUUGUCCCACCCAUGCCAACAGCAGAGUCCAAGGCCG
Molecule: messenger RNA, 3190 nt
Organism: Aphanomyces astaci
Lineage: Eukaryota; Oomycota; Saprolegniomycetes; Saprolegniales; Verrucalvaceae
Exons: 10
Coding region: 13-1938 (641 amino acids)
Biological process (GO): regulation of TOR signaling
Cellular component (GO): KICSTOR complex
Molecular function (GO): protein binding
Source: RefSeq, a predicted model, not a curated record